Molecule: messenger RNA, 1387 nt
Organism: Ipomoea nil (Japanese morning glory)
Lineage: Eukaryota; Viridiplantae; Streptophyta; Magnoliopsida; Solanales; Convolvulaceae
Product: ethylene-responsive transcription factor ERF027-like
Exons: 1
Coding region: 96-818 (240 amino acids)
Biological process (GO): regulation of DNA-templated transcription
Molecular function (GO): DNA binding; DNA-binding transcription factor activity
Source: RefSeq, a predicted model, not a curated record
UCAUCCAUUACUGUAAUAUAUACUAGUUCCAUCAGUCACAUCUCUCAACAUCUAUAUAUAUAUUUAUAUAUAUAGAUAUAUGUUUGUGUGUGUUUAUGGCUGACCCUAAUUCGAAAAUUCCAGAGAUUAUUAGUCAAACAGCAUCUUACCCAAGUCGGCAGCUACAGGUUAUUGCUGCAACUGCAACAACUGUAACGGCGGCGGCAGUUGGUGAGGAUAAGGUAACGGAAACGACGACAACAACGUUGGAUAUUGAGAAUUUGCUGUCUCCGAGGCUGGCAGAACAAGGUCAGGCUGCCGCGGCCUCUUCGCCGACGGGAGGCCGCGGGAAGCACCCAAAGUACCGCGGCGUUAGGAGCCGGAGCGGGAAAUGGGUGUCGGAGAUUCGGGAGCCGCGGAAGACGACGCGGAUUUGGCUGGGGACGUAUCCGACGCCGGAGAUGGCGGCGGCGGCCUACGACGUGGCGGCGCUGGCCCUUAGGAGCGCCGAGGCCGUGCUCAACUUCCCUGCCUACGCCGCCCGGUACCCCGUCCCCGUUUCCUCCGAGGCGGCGGAUAUAAGACGCGCCGCUGCUAGCGCGGCGGCGAUGAUGAAGCCUGAGAGCAGCAGCGGCGAUGGCGGCGGUAGCCGCCAAGAGAGGAAAGAUGAUCCGUCGGUUAACACAGAGUAUAUUGACGAAGAAGAGCUGUUCGAUAUGCACAAUUUGCUGGUGGACAUGGCCGGAGGAAUGAUGGUGAGCCCGCCGAGGAUCAACUCCUCCCAUCCCGCCGAUGAUUCCCCGGAAAACUCCGACGCCGAAACCCUCUGGAACUACUAAUCAUCUCAGAUUCAUCCCAAUAACUUCCAAACACUCCAUUUUCUAUUCAUAUCAAGAAAAACAAAAUCCCCCAUUUUCAUUGUAUAUUAAUAAUAUACUGCCUAGUGAACUAAACCCGUGCAGACAAAUAUAUGAUAUAUAUUGGCCGAUGGAGGGAACCAUGAUCGAACAAUCCCGAACUUAUGCUACUAAACUACAAGGUUCUGCGAAUCAUCACCUAAUAGUACUUUCCUUUCAUUCAAGAAAUGCUUUUUGCUGUUUGUAUUUCAUAUAUACAUAUCAGCGUUUGAUUUUCUGGUUGUUCUUGUUCUUCAUCAUCAUCUGAUCUCUUGUUCUGAGCUUCCAAGAUUUGAUCAGAAAGUCUGAGGUUUCAGAAUAUUGAGAUUUUUAGUAAGGUCAAACAAAACGUUUUUCAAUUUCUGAAUCUUCUGUUUGUCGUUCAAACGGUUUUCUUGUCUUCACUCUAUCAAUUAAUGCAAAUAUUAUCAUGUUUUGUGAUUUUAUAUGAUAUAUAUAUUGCAGAUAUUCUCCCUCCUACCAAGAAACAGUUGACUUUUCCUGGGAUGUAA